Messenger RNA from Cordyceps militaris CM01, 1698 nucleotides. RefSeq names its product cytochrome P450 oxidoreductase, putative. The transcript has 6 exons. NCBI's taxonomy places the organism in Eukaryota, Fungi, Ascomycota, Sordariomycetes, Hypocreales, Cordycipitaceae. The coding region runs from base 1 to 1698 and encodes 565 amino acids. Gene Ontology annotation, molecular function: monooxygenase activity; heme binding; iron ion binding. The record is from RefSeq and is a predicted model, not a curated record.
AUGAAUCACCUCUUUGCCUUCCUGGCCGGGCACGCGCUCCAUCUGCUCGUCUUCCGCCGCGGCGAGUGGGACAGCGCCGCGCGCGACAUUAUGGUCAGCGCCGCGCUGCUCUACGUGGGCGCCGCUGUCGCCCUGCACGCCGCGUCCGGGCCGGCCGGCGGCAGCUGGUGGGCGUCCUUGCACGCUGCCACGACGCUCGAACUGGCGGGCAUGGCGGGUGUGUUUGCCAGCAUGCUCGCGUACCGCGUCUGGUUCCACGCCCUGUGCCGGUAUCCCGGACCCUGGGCUGCGCGGCUGUCGAGCCUGCACCUGACGUACCUGUCGAGGCGGUUCCGGCUGUUUGAGGAGCUGCGGUUGCUGCAUGAGCAGUACGGCGACAUUGUGCGGAUCGUGUCAAUCUGCAAACCGGAAGCUGUGGAGGCUGUUCACGGGCCCAAGUCGAAAUGUUCCAAGGGUCCGUGGUAUGAACAGGCCAAGCCGCUGACGUCGUUGCACACAAAUAGAGACCCGGUGAGCUAUGCCCGGCAGCGAAGGUCUUGGGAGCAAGGGCUUAAUUCAGCAGGUAAGCUUUUGCUCUUCAUCGCCCUUUCCCUAGAAGAAUUGGGGUUGUUCAAGUUGACCAACGGAAACCAAACAGCACUUCGAGGGUACACUCCAAUCCUUGCCAAGACGACACAGCAACUCCUAGACAGGAUCGAAGCCAGCCGGGGCCAGACCUUCGAUGCCAGCAAGUGGUUCCACUACUUUAGCUUCGAGGUCAUGGGCUGGAUGGCCUUUGACAAGUCCUUUGACGCGCUCGCCACCGGGACACCGACCUACUGCAUGAACCUCAUCACCAAGAGCCUGAACCUCAUUGGCCUCCUUGCCCACAUACCGUGGUUCUUUGUCUGGAUGAAGCAUCUGCCUGUCAUGGGCGCCACGUUUCAAGUCUUUCGAAAGUGGCUACGUGCGCAAAUGGCAGCGCAGAUGGAAAAACCGCCCGGAUCGUCGCGGAGUCUCUUUGCGGCCAUACUCAAGGACUACCCACCCGCGGAGGAGCAGACGGAGAAGCAGCGCAUGGUGCUCGAAGGUGACAUGUUUUUGAUUCUCGUCGCUGGGAGUGACACGGUGGCCGUGACCUUACAAGCGCUCUUUUACGAAAUGGCCGUGAACCAGGAGGCGCAGAAGAAGCUGCAGCAAGAGAUUGACGCGCAUGUAGCCGAGUACGGCGACGGUGGCGGCAACGGGCUCGACCCCGCGCUGCUCGCCAAGCUGGACCACCUCCAGGCGUGCAUCAACGAAACCCUGCGGCUCUGGCCGCCCGUCAUAUCAGGCGUGCAGAGGGAGACGCCGCCAGAAGGGCUGCAGGUGGGUGAUGUACGACUUCCGGGUAACAUCCUCGUGCAGGUGCCUACCCAUCUCAUACACCGCAACGAGGAAGCAUUUCCCAGACCCAAGGAGUUCAUCCCUGAACGAUGGACAACGAAGCCGGAGCUUGUCGUUGACCGAUCUGCCUUUUAUCCAUUCUCUAUCGGAAGACACUCGUGCCCCGGAAAGCAGUUUGCGCUGGCGGAGCUGCGUCAGGCGACUGUCGACAUUCUGCGACGUUACUCGGUCGAGCUGGCGCCGGGGUUCACGAGCGAGGACUUUGAGGGUGGUCUCAGAGACCACUUUACGCUGGAAGCAUCGAGGCUGGAGCUUGCCUUUACAGCGAGAUGA